Lepus europaeus (European hare) is the source of this 4320-nucleotide messenger RNA. RefSeq names its product membrane bound transcription factor peptidase, site 1 (gene MBTPS1). Lineage: Eukaryota; Metazoa; Chordata; Mammalia; Lagomorpha; Leporidae. Gene Ontology annotation, molecular function: serine-type endopeptidase activity. The transcript has 23 exons. The coding region runs from base 441 to 3599 and encodes 1052 amino acids. Gene Ontology annotation, cellular component: Golgi apparatus. The record is from RefSeq and is a predicted model, not a curated record. Gene Ontology annotation, biological process: proteolysis.
CCGCUCGCGAGAGUUGGAAGUAAACAGCCCCGAAUGGAGAGCCCAGGCGUGCUGGCCGCCGCCGCGCCGUUCCCCCGGGCCUUCCGGACGCGAGCCUGAGGCGGCCCAGAGGUUGGCUGCAGAGUGACUAAGCAUCAGCACCCUUGGCCUUGGUUCCGUGGUGCACAUGGAGCUCAGGACUCGGUUGUCUCGGCCCCAGUGAGGACAGCCCUGCGCCCAAGAUGGAGAAGAAACGGAGAAAGAAAUGAGAGCCCGUCUUGUGGCCUGGCCUUGGGAGGCCAUGGGACUGACCUUGUGCUUGCGGUGGACCAGACUGUGAGGUGGCUGAGCGGUGACGUCACCGCUGCAGCUCUGCCUGCGGCAGGAGUUCUCUUCUGAUCGAGGAAGAAAAAAGUACAGUUUGAAUUUAUGCGAUUUUCUGACCGCAUUCACUUAGGACCAUGAAGCUUGUCAACACCUGGCUGCCUCUGCUGGUGGUGUCACUGUGUGGGAAGAAGCAUCUGGGUGACACCCUGGAAAAGAGAUCCUUUGAAAAGGCCCCGUGCCCUGGCUGCUCCCACCUGACUCUGAAGGUGGAGUUCUCCACGUCGGUUGUGGAAUACGAAUAUAUUGUGGCUUUCAAUGGAUACUUCACAGCGAAAGCUAGAAAUUCAUUUAUUUCAAGUGCCCUGAAGAGCAGUGAAGUAGACAAUUGGAGAAUUAUACCUCGAAACAAUCCAUCCAGUGACUACCCAAGUGAUUUUGAGGUGAUCCAGAUAAAAGAAAAGCAGAAAGUGGGGCUGCUAACCCUGGAAGAUCAUCCGAACAUCAAGCGGGUGACCCCUCAGCGGAAGGUCUUCCGUUCCCUUAAGUACGCUGACUCUGACCCCGUCGUGCCCUGUAACGAAACCCGCUGGGGCCAGAAGUGGCAGUCGUCGCGUCCUCUGCGGAGGGCGAGUCUCUCCCUGGGCUCCGGCUUCUGGCACGCCACCGGCAGGCACUCGAGUCGACGGCUGCUGAGAGCCAUUCCACGCCAGGUGGCUCAGACCCUGCAGGCAGACGUGCUCUGGCAGAUGGGGUACACAGGUGCUAAUGUGAGAGUUGCUGUUUUUGACACUGGGCUGAGUGAGAAGCAUCCCCACUUCAAAAAUGUGAAGGAGAGAACCAACUGGACCAACGAGCGAACGCUGGACGACGGGUUGGGCCAUGGCACAUUCGUGGCAGGUGUGAUAGCCAGUAUGCGGGAGUGCCAAGGAUUUGCUCCAGAUGCAGAGCUUCAUAUUUUCAGGGUCUUUACCAAUAAUCAGGUCUCAUACACAUCGUGGUUUCUGGAUGCCUUCAACUACGCCAUCUUAAAGAAGAUCGAUGUGCUCAACCUCAGCAUCGGCGGCCCCGACUUCAUGGAUCAUCCCUUUGUAGACAAGGUGUGGGAGUUGACAGCCAACAACGUGAUCAUGGUCUCUGCCAUUGGCAAUGACGGGCCUCUUUAUGGCACUCUGAAUAACCCUGCUGAUCAGAUGGACGUCAUUGGUGUGGGCGGCAUUGACUUUGAAGACAACAUCGCCCGCUUCUCCUCCAGGGGCAUGACCACCUGGGAACUACCAGGAGGCUAUGGCCGUGUGAAACCUGACAUUGUCACCUAUGGCGCUGGAGUGCGGGGUUCUGGCGUGAAAGGCGGGUGCCGGGCUCUCUCGGGGACCAGCGUUGCCUCUCCAGUGGUGGCAGGUGCCGUCACCUUGUUGGUGAGCACAGUCCAGAAGCGUGAGCUGGUGAACCCUGCCAGCAUGAAGCAGGCCCUGAUAGCGUCGGCGCGCAGGCUUCCUGGGGUCAACAUGUUUGAGCAAGGCCACGGCAAGCUCGAUCUGCUCCGAGCCUACCAGAUCCUCAACAGCUACAAGCCACAGGCGAGCUUGAGCCCGAGCUACGUAGAUCUGACUGAGUGUCCCUACAUGUGGCCCUACUGCUCCCAGCCCAUCUACUAUGGAGGAAUGCCGACAAUUGUUAAUGUCACCAUCCUCAACGGCAUGGGAGUGACAGGAAGAAUUGUAGAUAAGCCCGACUGGCAGCCCUAUCUGCCCCAGAAUGGGGACAACAUCGAGGUUGCCUUCUCUUACUCUUCGGUGUUAUGGCCUUGGUCCGGCUACUUGGCUGUCUCCAUUUCUGUGACCAAGAGAGCGGCGUCCUGGGAAGGAAUUGCCCAGGGCCACGUCAUGGUCACCGUCGCUUCCCCCGCGGAGAUGGAGUCAAAAAAUGGUGCGGAACAUACUUCAACAGUUAAGCUCCCGAUUAAGGUGAAAAUCAUCCCUACUCCCCCUCGGAGCAAGAGGGUGCUGUGGGAUCAGUACCACAACCUCCGCUACCCGCCUGGCUACUUCCCCAGGGAUAACCUGCGCAUGAAGAACGACCCUUUAGACUGGAAUGGUGACCACGUGCACACCAACUUCAGGGACAUGUACCAGCACCUGAGGAGCAUGGGCUACUUCGUGGAGGUUCUUGGCUCCCCCUUCACGUGCUUCGAUGCCAGUCAGUAUGGUACCUUGCUGAUGGUGGACAGCGAGGAGGAGUACUUCCCCGAGGAGAUCGCCAAGCUGAGGAGGGACGUGGACAAUGGCCUUUCGCUGGUCGUCUUCAGUGACUGGUACAACACCUCGGUCAUGAGGAAAGUCAAGUUCUACGAUGAAAACACAAGGCAGUGGUGGAUGCCAGACACUGGAGGAGCCAACAUCCCGGCUCUGAAUGAGCUGCUGUCUGUGUGGAACAUGGGCUUCAGCGACGGCCUGUAUGAAGGGGAGUUCACCUUGGCAAACCACGACAUGUACUACGCUUCAGGCUGCAGCAUCGCCAAGUUCCCAGAGGAGGGCAUAGUGAUCACACAGACCCUGAAGGACCAAGGAUUGGAAGUUUUAAAGCAAGAAACAGCAGUUGUUGAAAAUGUCCCCAUUUUGGGACUGUAUCAGCUUCCAGCCGAGGGCGGAGGCCGGAUCGUCCUCUACGGAGACUCCAACUGCCUGGACGACAGCCAUCGACAGAAGGACUGCUUUUGGCUCCUGGACGCGCUCCUUCAGUACACGUCCUACGGGGUGACCCCUCCCAGCCUCAGUCACUCGGGGAACCGGCAUCGUCCUCCCAGCGGAGCAGGCACGGCUCCUCCAGAGAGGAUGGAAGGAAACCAUCUUCAUCGGUACUCCAAAGUGCUCGAGGCCCAUCUGGGAGACCCGAAACCUCGUCCUCUGCCCGCUUGUCCACACUUGUCUUGGGCCAAGCCACAGCCUUUGAACGAGACAGCGCCCAGUAAUCUUUGGAAGCAUCAGAAGCUGCUGUCCAUCGACCUGGACAAAGUGGUGUUACCCAACUUCCGAUCGAAUCGCCCUCAAGUGAGACCCUUGUCCCCCGGAGAAAGUGGUGCCUGGGACAUUCCCGGAGGGAUCAUGCCUGGCCGCUAUAACCAGGAAGUGGGUCAGACCAUUCCUGUCUUCGCCUUCCUGGGAGCCAUGGUGGUCCUGGCCUUCUUUGUGGUACAGAUCAACAAGGCCAAGAGCAGGCCAAAGCGGAGGAAGCCCAGGGUGAAGCGCCCCCAGCUCAUGCAGCAGAUGCACCCCCCGAAGACCCCGUCGGUGUGACCACAGACUGACCACGCGAGCCACCGUGGGCAGGUGCAGCUGUGAGGGUGUCUGGGGGCCGCCUCCGUGCAGGGCUCCAGGGCCGUGCUGAAUGAGCCUCCCGUCCUGUGAUGCUCGGCCCAGCAGGAGGGACUCCAUGGCUCAGCCUCCGGUGGCUUCACGCCGGGCAGCUGUGAGCACCAAAGACCCGGGGGAGCUGCCGAGGCGGCCGAGCUGUGUGCCUGAGAGGGGAAAGACGCACUUCCGGACCGGCGGCACGCCCUGCCCAAGCUGAAGUCUGCUUGUUAAUGGCUGUUUUCUAUAUUUAUUGUUGGGGAAAAGUCACUUUAAAGACUUGUGCUAUCUGGAAGCAAAGCUAUUUUUUUGUCAGUGGAAUGCAGUUUUUUACUAUGACGUCAUCGAGGAAGAACACAGAUCCCGUGAUCUCCUUGGGGAUGAGCGGACAGACUGGGGUCGAGGAAACCUGCACAGUCGGAAACAUAGACCUUCGCUUUAUUUUUGUAACUGUCCACUGCCAUCCUGUUUUGUAAUGGGGACCUCGAUGUCACCGUUGUGGGUGAAGACAGCAUCACCUGUGUGACGCUGACGGGCCUGUGCCAGGGGUCUUUUUCCACCUCUCCUUUUCUCUUUGAUGACGACCUGGAAUGAGUUCUGAACCAGCCUGUCCCUUUUUUAUUGAGAUAAAAUUCACAUACCAUAAAAUUCUCCAUUUUAAAGCAUA